Alosa sapidissima (American shad) is the source of this 3785-nucleotide messenger RNA. RefSeq names its product synembryn-A. The record is from RefSeq and is a predicted model, not a curated record. Gene Ontology annotation, molecular function: guanyl-nucleotide exchange factor activity; G-protein alpha-subunit binding. Bases 1145 to 3244 code for a protein of 699 amino acids. The transcript is spliced from 14 exons. Lineage: Eukaryota; Metazoa; Chordata; Actinopteri; Clupeiformes; Clupeidae. Gene Ontology annotation, biological process: G protein-coupled receptor signaling pathway. Gene Ontology annotation, cellular component: plasma membrane; cytoplasm.
UGAACUUUCAGCAAAUUUGGGAUUUGCUCUGCAGGUCCAUCUGCCCAAGAGCCCAUUGAAGUCCUUUUCCAAUGUCCCUGAAACACGGGCACACGAAUACAAUCGCUAAUCCAGCAUGGGCGUGUAUUUCUUUGGAAUUGAGUAAACAACUGCAUUUAAAACCUUCAUCUACAAGAUUGCUACACUUUUGAAACAAUUUGGUAAGAGUUUAAUGCACCAAUUUAUGUUUAAUUUCACUACCGCUGGAAGUCGUAAGUAAAUGAGCCUUUUCCAGACCCACUCCCAAUUGUGAAGGUCUGGGUGUUCCCAGGCUAUAGCCAGCGCUGUGUCUAAAUAUUGCACCAUAAUAGAGAAGGAAUGUUGAAAGCCAGAUGCUAUGGAAACUAAAUGGAGCCAGUUUUAGGAUCACUCAAACUUAAGCCCUCAUUGUUAUGUCCGCACACAAGUGUUUCUCCGUAAUGUAUCAAGUUAGUGUUCAGUGAUGCAGUGAGUUGUUCUGUUGUGCUGAGAGCAUUUUAUUAUGCUUGACCGAUCAGUGUUUAAUGACUUGAGUCUGUUGGUGGGAGUUUGAAAAUGUAAGUAGAUGAUACGAUGAGUUGACGCUACCACGUCUCGGUGUAAUUCUUAUCAAAUAUAACACUCUGAGAGACACUUUAGUGUGUUUAAAUGCUAGUGACAUCCUCUGGGCUUGGUGAGAUAAUACACAUUCAUAGCCCCAUUGGUUUAGAUAAGGUUAGGGGGUCAGGGAAAAGAGAUGAAGACGAAAUCCAUUAAAGGAUUAGUGCAUAACUAAUGCACUGCUGGAUUAGUGGGCAGAGAAAGAACGGAUGAUGAUGGAGAGAGAGAGAGAUGGACAGAUAGAGAGAGAGUGAGAGAGAGUGGGGGCAAUGAGCAGAUGGAGGAAUUGGCAGGGAAAAAACAGGAAAAACAGAGACAGCGAGAACAACUCCAAAAAAAGAAGACACAAUCAGUAAAUAAGUAAACAUUACAACUGUGUUUACAUCAGUUUUAGAACAAGAGAGAGAGAGAGAGAGAGGAAAAGAGAAAUAGAGAGGAGAAUCCAUCCUCUCAUUAUUGUCCUCGGGGAGAGGCUUUGGAUUUUUCUCCCUAAACCUGAUCACACAUCCACUGGGAUCGCAGAGCUAUGGAUGUGGAAGACAUUAUUCGCUGCAUCAAAGAGGGAGAUGAAGAUGGCAUCUGGGUGCAGCUGCAGCACUUCAACAGAGAGUAUGCGCAGUGCUUCUUUUUUGAUGAAGAGGAACAGGAGCGGAGAAGGAGGCAGGAACUGGAACAGUUCAAGAAGAAUAAGGUGCGGGACUAUUUGCCCGACUCUGAUUCUGACUAUGAUGAAAAGGCAGAGGACCCGGAUGUUAUUCUCAGACUGAACCUAGCAGCAGUUCUUACCCAGUACAUCCGCUCAGAUCCACCUGGGCGAGUGCUGAGGGCGUGUCUGCAAACCCUACGGAUCCUCUCGAGGGACAAAAAGAUCCUGGGGCCCCUGGUGACGGACAACUCUUUGCUCAUUCUGGCUAAGCUCGGAGGGGUGAACAGCGGCGUCCCCUCCCGAGAUGAUGAGGACGACCCCGAGAACCCCUACGCGUCCAUCCUGGAGGCCCUCGCCGAGGUGCGCCGGAGUGAUGACCACGGCCACCGGAGCGCCGACGGCGACGUGGACGACGGCAACGAGGACGACUACGAACCCCACAGCUCGGCCGAGGGCUCCGGUGACAGCGCCCAGGACGACGGCACCGACCCUGAAGGCGAUGAGUACACUGGCUACGGGGCCCACUACGGACGGGUGGACAGCAACACCACGCACGCCUGCGUCGGGGGUCAGCCAAGGGGCAGCAUUCAAAAGAUGCUCGCACGGGGCAAGAAAGACAACCGCAUGAGCAUCGCGCCAGUCGCUGGAGACGAGGAAGAGGGGGAGGCCUCAGAGGACAUUCAGAGGAAGGAGGCGAUGAAGGUGCUCUGUAAUGUGGUCUACAACAGUGUCUGGGCCCAGGAAAGAGCUAGCGAGCUCAGACUCCUAUCAGGUGUAACAGAGGCCUUGGGUUCAGAGGCUCGGUCACUGUCUCCCCACUGUGGUCAGUUCUAUGAACUGCGCUUCAUGUUCCUCUUGACGGCAUUGAGACCUGAACUAAGGACGCAGCUAAAGCAGGAGGGAGGUGUACCCCUGUUGACUGCGCUCCUUGAGCAGUGUCUGGAGGUGCAGUGGGGUGAGCAGAACCACGUGCUGCCACGUGUGCCCCCUGUCCCCCCGGAGGCCUCACAGCGAGCCAUGGAGGCCUUGAAGACCCUGUUCAACAUCACCCACAGUGCACACACCCAGGAACCCAGUGAGGAGGACUCUGCUCUUUAUCGCCACCUAGCUGUCAUUCUUGGCCACUGCCUAAUGGUUACCUGCGAGGGAGAGAAGGAAACGGAUGACCUGAGAGGACACACAGUUAAUCUGCUGUCUGCGCUGCCUCUGAGUUGUCUGGACGUCCUCGCGACUGUGCCACUCUCUCCGAACUCCGAGCAGUGGGAGGGCUUGAACAUGGACGGUGUCCACUCCCUCCUGCUCUACAUGGAGAGGAAGCUGGAGAAGGGCCAUAAGGUGAAGGAGAAGCUCACACCAGUGCUAAACUUCCUGACGGAAAUCAGCAGAGCUCACAGACAGACACGUCGCUACCUCAGACAGCAGAUCCUACCCCCGUUGAGAGACGUCAGCUUGCGUCCAGAGCACGGCACGACACUGAAGAGCCGGCUGGUGCGCCUCAUGACCCACGUGGACACGGAGCUGAAGCACUGCGCUGCUGACCUGCUCUUCAUCCUCUGCAAAGAGAACGUGGGCCGGUUCGUGAAGUACACGGGCUAUGGCAACGCCGCAGGCCUCCUGGCUACCAGGGGGCUGCUGGGAGGUCAGUCCAAGAGCAGCGUCGUCACGGCAUAUUACUCCAGCGACUCGGACUCGGACACUGAGGAGUACCGGCAGGCCAAGGAUCGUGUGAACCUAGUGACAGGGCGGGUGGAGGAAGAACAGCCCGACCCGAUGCAGGGAAUGACAGAAGAAGAGAAGGAAGAAGAGGCACGACGCCUGGUGUCUCUCUUCAGCAAACUCUCAAGAGAGAAUGUGAUUCAGCCAAUGGGGCUGAACGCAGAAGGCCGCCUGACCCCGAUGUCUGGACUCAUGACUGACCCCAUGGCCGAGGAGAAUGAUCAGGAGAACGGUGGUGUUGACGACCUGGAAGAUGUGGAGUAGAGGCAAAAGGAACAAUUAACUUGAAUUAACGAGUUAAUUUGCUUCAGCCAUUACCAGAAGCUUGCGGACACACUAGUGUAUUUGUUGUAAUUUUCCGCUAAAAAUUGAUUAUAACCCAUCCUUUCAUUUACAGGAAGGAAAGUUUUAAAGGGUAAAAAACCUGUAUGAAUCAUCAUUAUUUUGUGCCCACAUCAGUUCCCAGAUGCCCUGAUCGAAAGGGGAACUAGACCAAGUUUCCCAGCAAUGGUAUAGCCACAGAGUUCUGAUGAACUGAUGAAGUACAUUCCUAACCAGCUAAACCGAUACUAUAAUUCAUUUCCACUGUAUUUUGUGAUGCAUAGAGUAUGUACUUCUUUUUUCCCAACCAUCCAAGGUGAUGUGAGAGGACAUUUCCGUUGUACUAGUGUGUUCUCAUCAUUCUGGUCUUUGAAAGCUGUGCACUUCCCUUUCUCGAUAAUGUUCUGUUUAACUGCAACAGGAGUAAGCGUAAUCUAUCGAUGAUAUUCACUCAUGAAUCAUUAAAGGUUCAUUUCUUUAUUCA